AAAUUUAAAGUGACAGUGCAGCAGUUAAAAUAGAUUAUAACUGCUAUCUACCUUUUUAAAAGUCAAAUUAGAAUUAAUGUUAGACGUGAUAAUAAAAAUGGUGUGUGUUCAAGAAAGUGUUACGAUAUCCGGCUUUUAAACAAAAUGAACCCCAAAACUAUUCCGCCAUAAACACACGGUUGUAGAUAAUUUCUACAAAUAAUUUCUGUAUUUCUUCAAAAACACAGACUGCUUUAUUGAAAACAAAGCACAAAUUCAGACCCGCGGUGCAGAAUAUGUAUUAAUUUAGUACAGCCUCUAGAAUCUGUUGGAUGUCAGAAUAUAUACUGUAAUUGAGUCACACGUGAAACGAAUUAAAAGAGGAAGAGGAUGGGGGUUUAAUGUCUUCCACUGAACAAUCAAAGACGAAACUGAACCAGACACCAACAACACAGAGAAUGUCCUGGAUUCACAAAGGGGAGCUGACUCUCAUUGAGCGACUUUCUGCAAAUAUUUUAAAGGCUGGACCAAUGCCGAAACAUGUCGCCUUCAUUAUGGAUGGGAACCGUCGAUACGCCCGGAAAUUGCACGUGGAGAGACAGCAGGGGCACACGCAGGGCUUUGACAAACUGGCAGAGACGCUGCGUUGGUGUUUGAAUCUGGAAAUCAGGGAGGUCACGGUCUAUGCCUUCAGUAUUGAGAAUUUCAAGCGUGCGAAAGACGAGGUAGAUGGGCUGAUGGAGCUGGCAAGGCAGAAAUUCAGCAGGCUUCUGGACGAACAAGAGGACCUGGAGAAACAUGGGGUGUGUAUCCGAGUGCUGGGAGACUUGACCCUCCUUCCACUGGAUAUACAGAAACUGAUUGCACAAGCCGUGCUGGCGACCAAGCAUCACAACAAGUGCUUUCUGAAUGUAUGCUUUGCCUACACUUCCAGACAUGAGAUAACCAAUGCAGUGAAGGAGGCAGCCUGGGGCGUGGAGCAAGGACUGAUCAAACCAAGUGAUGUGUCUGAGUUUCUGCUGGAUGAGUGUCUCUACACCAACAACUCCCCUGAUCCGGAUCUACUAAUCAGAACUUCUGGGGAAGUGCGACUCAGUGAUUUCCUUCUCUGGCAGACCACCUACUCGUGUUUAGUGUUUCAGUCCAUCCUGUGGCCAGAGUACUCUUUCUGGAACCUCUGUGAAGCUAUCCUGCAAUAUCAACUGAACCACCAAGCCCUACAGAAAGCCAGAGAUCAACACGCAGAGGCCAGGGUCCUUCAGCAGCUGGAAGCAGAUCGUUGUUGUGCAGCUGAUCUGUUGCAACAGACUGGGCUAGGGAAGCCAGUGGAUCCACAGCUCAGACAGGAGGCUCUGCAGAAAUACACUGCUGAGCGGGAGGAGAGAGUCCACAGCUUCCUAACCGCCCUGCAAGAGAAAAGAGACCGUUUUUUUACUGACUUAAAUAAGGGCUUUAUAGCAUCUGCAAAGGCAUAGCCCUGAUUCAAUGCAUUUGAAAUGUCAAUUUAUUUAAAUUUUGUUUUAAGUCAACCAAGCAAUUUGACCCCUAUGGGGAAUUUGAGACAAAUGAAUGACUUGGUUGUCACGAUGGAAAACAUUUAAAACACUGUACAUGUGUAUAUGUACAUAUUUUGUAUGUGGAACUGGUUUUCAUUUACCAGUGGAAGUAAAGGUUGUGCUGCGCCAAAAAAAAUAAUGUGCCCUUUCAGGUCCAAAUUUCUAUGAGUAUUAUUAAUUUUCCUCCCUAUUCAGAUUAAUUUUUUUUUUUUUUUUUUUUUUUUUUGCCUCAAAUCUUGAAAUUAGAAGUCUGCACCAACACCUAGCCACUGAGGCUUCUGUCUUCGAUUUAUUGUCUGCACCUGUGUAUGUCUGUGAAGUACUGCUGUAUGUGGACAACUUUUGCAGCUUUUUGGAAAUUUUCUUUUGUCAUCCCUAUAAAAUGCUGAGUGAAAAAGAUGUUGAUUCAUGCUUUAAACAAUAAAAAAACAAUAUAAUUCUGCAAGGAGGACUAAAAAGCAUUCUGUGGACAAAGGUAACUGAUUACCAUGUUGAAAAGGUGUUUGUGUGUCCCGAGUGACAAGGAUAUAGUGGAGUCCUGACUUUACUUUUAACUUUAGUCUUGGAUUUACUGUAGGCUGUUGAAUGCUGUCUUAAGAGAAAGCAAAAUGCUUGCUGAAGUGAACUUUUGUGUUGGAGUCUGUGUGAGGAUUAUAAUUGAGCUGAUAUACAUUUUUCUAUAGUGUACAUUAAAGUGUACUCUGGGAUGGUGAA
Messenger RNA from Polyodon spathula (Mississippi paddlefish), 2249 nucleotides. RefSeq names its product dehydrodolichyl diphosphate synthase (gene dhdds). The transcript is spliced from 9 exons. The coding region runs from base 381 to 1454 and encodes 357 amino acids. The record is from RefSeq and is a predicted model, not a curated record. Gene Ontology annotation, cellular component: dehydrodolichyl diphosphate synthase complex; endoplasmic reticulum. Gene Ontology annotation, molecular function: ditrans,polycis-polyprenyl diphosphate synthase [(2E,6E)-farnesyl diphosphate specific] activity. NCBI's taxonomy places the organism in Eukaryota, Metazoa, Chordata, Actinopteri, Acipenseriformes, Polyodontidae. Gene Ontology annotation, biological process: polyprenol biosynthetic process.